Apis cerana (Asiatic honeybee) is the source of this 3348-nucleotide messenger RNA. It is a transcript of the gene zyd, whose product is annotated as sodium/potassium/calcium exchanger zydeco. The record is from RefSeq and is a predicted model, not a curated record. Gene Ontology annotation, biological process: calcium ion transmembrane transport; intracellular calcium ion homeostasis. Gene Ontology annotation, molecular function: calcium channel activity; calcium, potassium:sodium antiporter activity. Gene Ontology annotation, cellular component: plasma membrane. Lineage: Eukaryota; Metazoa; Arthropoda; Insecta; Hymenoptera; Apidae.
UUUUGAAUAUUAUUGUAAAAAAAAUGUUCUUUUAUGGUACGACAAAUUUGAUUGAUAUAAAGAUAAUUAGAGUGAUGGGUUGUGCUUCAUUGACGGUGAAAAAUAGAAUGGAAUAAUAUUAAAGAAUUGAAAUUAAAGUAUCGAACAAGGUGGAGGAGUCGUAGGAAGAGAAGGAGUAGAAGGAGGUGGAGGAAGACGAGGAGAAGGAGGAGAAAAAGAAGAAGGAGGGAUGCAGGAUGGUUAGCAUCAGCAUUAGCAGCAGCAAUAACAACAGAGGAAAGACUAGAAGAAUAUGCAUCAUAAGGAAAAGCGAGAUAAAAGAGGAUAAGUAUGGGGUGGAAAAUGAGGCAGAGAAGAAGAAAGAAACAGGAAGGAAACGAAUGACAAUGCAAGAAGAAAAACUAGAGAAAACAUUGCAAAGAGUGCAUUUUAAAUUAAAUUAAUUUUUCUAUCUACAGAUGUGUCGUGCGGUGCUGCAUAUUGUGCAAUAAUAUUUGUGAUUUAGUUUUUAAUGAUUAUUAUAAAGAAGUAAAAACAAAGCAAUAUAUGUUGAAAAUAAUUUUAUAUAGAAGAUUUAUCAAAGCAUAAUAUCGCGUAAAGUUGCUUAAUCGGUAGGAAGUCACAUCAACUAUACAGCUGUGUAACCUGUACAAGACACCAAUACGUGCAUUUUCUUCAUUACAUCGGCUGUAAGAAGUCAUAGGAGAAGAAUUACUAAGAUCUAAGAACGAAGGUACAAAUUGUACACCUGCAGCAAUAGAAGACUUUCCACACGAUCUUUUCGAUGAAAAACAAAGGCAAGGAGGAGCUGUCGUAGUGCACGUAAUCGUUUCGCUUUACUUGUUUAUCGCGUUAGCAGUAGUUUGUGACAAGUUUUUUGUUCCCGCCGUAGAAAAGAUAUGUCAUGCACUUUCGAUGUCCAAGGACGUAGCAGGUGCUACUUUUAUGGCUGCAGCAACGUCGGCACCGGAACUGUUCGUAAACGCAAUCGGUACAUUUAUCACCGAAGGUGACAUCGGUGUCGGAACAAUAGUAGGCUCGGCUGUAUUCAAUAUCCUCGCAGUACCGGCUUGUUGCGGUAUUGGUGCUGGUAUGGUAGUUCCUCUAGACUGGUGGCCAGUUAGCAGAGAUUGUCUUGCUUAUGGUGUUACAGUCGCUAUUCUAAUAUGUAUUAUACACGAUGAACGAGUAGAAUGGUACGAAGCGUUAACGCUAGUAUUAUUGUACAUCGUAUACAUCGCUGUUAUGUAUUGGGAUAAAUCGUUCCAGCGAUGCACACGAUUUCGUACGCAUAACGCUGACCGAUCCUCGGAUGACCACCGACAUGCGACAGAAGAUAGUACAGAAAUUCAUAUGGCAAGAUCGGAUAAAUUACAAGCGACCAGUGAACAAGUCGAACAUAUAGAUGUACCAUUACAAAAUGGAGGUACAAAAACACAAGAAGAAAAUCCUGACCCUAAUUAUGAAUACGAAUUAUUGGUAUGGCCAGCAAGAGCUGGAUGGAUAAGAAAAACAGCAUGGAUUAUGACUUGGCCGAUUCAUUUGAUUUUUAUGUGUACAAUACCAGAUUGUGAGAAACCACGAUUCAAGAAUUGGUUUCCAAUAACAUUUCUUAUGUGCAUUAUUUGGAUUGGAUCCUUAAGUUAUGUGGUCGCAUGGAUGAUCACUAUAAUUGGAGAUACUCUUAAAAUACCAGAUUCCGUUAUGGGUAUUACUUUUCUUGCUGCCGGUACUAGCGUGCCAGAGGCUGUAUCAAGUGUAAUAGUAGCAAAACAAGGACAUGGUUCAAUGGGUAUUAGCAACUCGAUAGGAUCAAACACUUUUGAUAUAUUGUUGUGUUUGGGUUUACCAUGGUUAAUCAAAUCUUCAUUUUCACCAACACAACCAGGAAAACAUUAUAUCAGUAUAAAUUCUGGUGGGCUUGAAUACAGUGCUAUAUCGUUGUUAUCGACAUUAAUGUUACUUUACAUUGCUUUCGCUUCAAAUAAGUUUCAGCUCGAUAGAAAAGUCGGCCGAGCUUGUUUAUGUAUGUAUGCUGUGUUCCUCAUAUUAGCCUCGUUGAUAGAACUCAAUGUAUUCUUCAGGGUAAACUUACCCACGUGCCAGAGGACGGUCAAAUGAUCUGAAAUCAAAAGUAGACUUGCUUAAUGAUAUUUGAUACGGUGUUUAGUUGACCUUCGUACGUUCUCUUGAACUUACGAACAACAUUGUGAAUUGAAGAAUGCUGUUUUACAUUAUAUAAAACUAUUUCUUCUCUCGUCUCAUUUCUCAAGGAGACAGCCUUUUAUUUCGAGGCUUCGCUAUUCCAUAUCAUGUUCUUUUCUUUAUAAUCGAUAACCAAUUAUACAUAUCUUUUAUCUUUUAAAUUCAUAGUUUCCAUCAAUUUUUUGUCCUUUUUGCACGUUUUUUUCGUUUUUUUUUUCGUUUUUUAUUCAUCAUUAAUCAUUAUCAUUCGGUUUUCAUACUUUUUUUCAUACAUUUUUUCAUUGCGAUCAAAAUAUAACAAGCAUUUUUAUCAUCUUCAUUUCUCAAAUUCUUUCUCUUGCGCUAUCGUCUAGAUAUUUGAUUUAUUGUGAACAAUGUCAAUUUUUAACGCAAUUAGAAAAUAUCAAAUGUAAAUAAAAAAUAGAAAAGAAGAAAAUUUCAUUUUUUGGUAAAUAAAUAAAUAAAAAUUUGUCACUUGUGCGUAUAUUUCAAAGAGUAAGAUAUAUUCACAUGUUCAUAACAGUGAAAAGUAUUAAUAUGUAAUUGGAUUUAGAAAAAACAAGAUUAUAAUAUAAUAAUAAUAUUAUUAAAGAUAUUAAAUAAAAUAAGAUUAUAAUUCUGUCUUAAAUUUUCGAUAAAAAAAUUUAAUUAUAAAAAAAUAUUGCAAAAUAUGAUAAAGAAACAAAAAAUAAUGUGUCAAUAUAAAUAAUACAUAUAAAUAAUACAUAUAUAUAUUAAUGUAUAUUACAUAUACAUAUAUAUAUUGUAUACUAAACAUCAUAUGUAAAUAUACAUAUGCGAUACAAUAUACGAUAGCGUAGAAAAGACUGCCGCUUUUACAUUUCAUUUCGAGAAUAUAACACAUAUGUACAUCAAACAUUAAAUAUAGAUACGUAUGUUAUUAAGUAUGAAUAAUUAAAUAAAAUUUCGAUAAUCGGUUAUCGUUGCGAAACACCAUGAUAAUUGAUUAUCGGAAUAAAAAAAUUACAAAAGUUUCGAUAAUUACACAUCGAACUGAUAUCAAGGUUGUUUGAUAAAAUAAAAUUGACGUGUACUGAAAUUCGUCGCAGAAUGUAUAUUUAGGUAAUCUUUAAGAACUUAACAUGUUUAAUAAAGUACUGUAAUAAGUUAUUAAAAAAAAAA